UCCAGCCUGGGUGGCAGAGUGAGACCCUGUCUCAAAAAACAACAACAAAAAGAACUAAUGUGCCAUUUUUACUUUUACUAAAACUUGGAAAGAGGAAACAUAUGUUGGAAGAGAUUACCAAAGGUUAAAAGUAGAGCGAAUAUAACCUAGAUAGAACAGACGUUUUGUGUGAAAUUUUGUAUCUUUAAUAAGACAGCAGGAACUGAAUGAAUACAACACACCCAACUGACAGAGAGAACAUGUUUAUUUAGCUGUAUGUAUAUAUGCUUAACUACACCCAAGGAAGCUGUAGAGUUAGAAAAACAUGAACCAUUAACAGAUGUGACCUCCUUGCAGAACUUUUACUUUGAAAAAGAAGUACUCCUGAACCAGAUUCACGUGUGAUAUUUGGAUGCAGAGAAAAUGGGGCAGAAAGCAUCGCAACAGUUGGCUCUGAAGGACAGCAAAGAGGUGCCCAUCGUCUGUGAGGUGGUCAGUGAAGCUAUAGUCCAUGCAGCUCAGAAACUGAAGGAGUACCUUGGAUUUGAAUAUCCUGUGAGUCAACUCUGCCCAGCUGCAAAUACUCUGAAUGAGAUCUUCUUAAUCCAUUUCAUCACUUUCUGCCAGGAAAAGGGAGUUGAUGAGUUCCUGACCACCACCAAGAUGACCAAGCACCAAGCCUUCCUGUUUGGCGCAGACUGGAUUUGGACCUUUUGGGGAUCCGACAAGCAAAUAAAGCUUCAGCUGGCAGUACAGACUCUGCAGAUGUCUUCACCUCCUCCUAUGGAAUCUAAACCUUAUGACCUUUCCAAUCCAGAACCAAGGGUAGAGGAGUCUUCCUGGAAGAAAAGUAGAUUUGAUAAGCUGGAAGAAUUCUGUAACUUAAUAGGAGAGGAUUGCCUGGGUCUGUUUAUCAUCUUUGGUAUGCCAGGAAAGCCUAAAGACAUCAGGGGAGUUGUCCUGGACAGUGUCAAAAGUCAGAUGGUGAGGAGCCAUCUGCCAGGAGGGAAGGCUGUGGCUCAGUUUGUCCUGGAGACUGAAGAUUGUGUCUUCAUCAAAGAGCUGCUCAGAAACUGUCUGAGUAAGAAAGACGGGCUGAGAGAGGUGGGCAAGGUUUAUAUUAGCAUUCUCUGAUUUGGAUAUGUAUUAUGUGACUGGCCUGUAAGAGGAAAAGAAAAAAAGAUUCUAAUAAGCAAGCUCAUCUAUUUGCAUCAUUCCAGCAUGAGAUUUUUUUUUUUCAUUUGUUUUCUCAUUGAUUGAAAAUGAUUACUGGGAUCAAAGUAUAUUAAUGUCACAAUUACAGAGGGAGAGAGCAAAAAAGGAAACUCUGGCUCUGCCUAUGAUUUAAAAACAGUUCAGGAAAAGUUAUAAUUUAGUUUAAUAUUUCAUUCACUUAUUCAAUAAUAAAAAUGGGAAGAGAGAUAAUAAAGUCACAUUUAAAGUUUGAUUUGCAAAAAAAAAAAAAAAAGUGUCUUUGUUUGAAAUAAUAAGUCUAGCACUCAAAAGUAUAAAAUGUGUUUUUGCGUCUGUUGGUGGGAGAUGGGUAGGGUAAAGUAGUAGG
Molecule: messenger RNA, 1540 nt
Organism: Rhinopithecus roxellana (golden snub-nosed monkey)
Lineage: Eukaryota; Metazoa; Chordata; Mammalia; Primates; Cercopithecidae
Gene: REP15
Product: RAB15 effector protein
Exons: 1
Coding region: 403-1113 (236 amino acids)
Biological process (GO): receptor recycling
Source: RefSeq, a predicted model, not a curated record